Molecule: messenger RNA, 342 nt
Organism: Cylindrotheca closterium
Lineage: Eukaryota; Bacillariophyta; Bacillariophyceae; Bacillariales; Bacillariaceae
Source: the annotation of a GenBank genome assembly
AUGCUUUCUGCCGGAGCCAAAGCUUUCACUUCCGUCUCUCGCCAUGCUCGCUUUGGAGCUCCCAUGGCCCGAUUUAUGAGUAGCGAGGCACCCGAUACCUCCAUUGUGGAUGUUUGCACGCUAAAGAUCAAGGAUGCGUUGGAUACUUCGGAAGUCAAAGUCACUGGAGCCUAUGAUGAUCCCAAUGGAAGUCACGUCUCGAUCGAAGUGGUUUCUUCCAUGUUUGAAGGAAAGAGAGCGGUUCAAAGACAACAACUUGUCUACAAGGCCAUCUGGGAAGAACUUCAGGGACCAGUUCAUGCUGUGGAUUCCAUGGUUUGCAAAACACCUGAUGAAGCAUAA